ACAAACCCAACCCAAGCUUUAAUUUCCUUAAGGCAAAAAAAAAAGAAAAGAAAAGAAAAGAAAGAAAAUCCUGAAAUUCUCUCAUCUCAUGGCUUCAUUUCAAUUUAUAGCUGCAGCACUCUUCUUGGUUGCUGCUGCUGUGUGUGGAGGAUCAAAUGCUCAAUUGAGUCCCACGUUUUAUGAUAACACAUGCCCAAAUGUCUCGAGCAUAGUACGCGGUGUCUUGGAGCAGGCUCAGCAAACUAAUAUCCGAAAUGCUGCCUUUCUCACUCGACUUCAUUUCCACGAUUGCUUUGUCAAUGGCUGCGAUGGGUCCCUUUUGCUAGACAAUGCAGAUGGAAUAGAGAGUGAGAAAGAUGCAAAUAUUAAUAGGGCACUUAAUGGAUUUACUGUUGUUGAUGACAUCAAGACUGCAUUGGAGAAUGUUUGCCCAGGUGUUGUCUCCUGUGCUGAUAUUUUGGCCAUUGCAGCUGAAAUUUCAGUUGUUUUGUCAAAAGGUCCAUCAUGGGAAGUUCAACUCGGAAGAAGAGAUAGCAGGACAGCAAAUAAAGCUGGCACUAGUGGCCUCCCACUUUUUAAUGAAGACCUUAGUGCCCUUAAAGCCAAGUUCAGUGCUGUUGGACUCGACUCUACCGAUCUAGUUGCUUUAUCUGGUGCUCAUACAUUCGGACGGGCUGGAUGCUUGACUGUGACCCCACGCCUUUACAACUAUAACAACAUUAGUGGAAAUGUAGACCCAACCAUGGACCCAACCUACGCGCAAACACUUCAGCAGACAUGCCCAGAUCCCAGCACUCCUGCAGGCGUCAAUACUAAUGUGACCUUAGUCAACCUUGAUCACACUACUGCUAAUGGCUUUGACAACAACUAUUUCACUAACCUCCAGAACAAACAGGGGCUUCUCCAGUCUGAUCAAGAGUUGUUCUCCACCAGUGGCGCUGAUACCGUUGCCAUUGUUAACCGCUUUGGAAACAGCCAAAGCGACUUCUUCACUAGCUUUGCUCAAUCCAUGAUCAAUAUGGGAAAUAUAAGUCCACUGACAGGAAAUAAUGGGGAGAUAAGGUCUAAUUGUAGGAGGGUUAAUUAAUUUGGUCAUUUGAUAUCAUGGGAGCACAACUUACAAAAGAAUAUAUUAUUUGUUUGGAAUUUUCAAGUGCUUUCUUUUUUUUUUCUAGCAUUUUUGUUUUGUUUUGUUUUAUUUUGUUAUUUUGUUUUUCUUCCCUCCGUUUCUUUUAGAAAAAUGUCAUGCAUGAAUUGUAUUAAACAAUUGAUCUAUGGAAUUAAGAACAAAAAAUAAUCUCAUUGCCAGUAAAGAUGGGAGUUUGUUAAUUUUAUUCGUUUGUCUUUGUCAUACUUCAGCAGUUUAAUGGUC
Camellia sinensis is the source of this 1372-nucleotide messenger RNA. RefSeq names its product lignin-forming anionic peroxidase. Lineage: Eukaryota; Viridiplantae; Streptophyta; Magnoliopsida; Ericales; Theaceae. The record is from RefSeq and is a predicted model, not a curated record. Gene Ontology annotation, biological process: hydrogen peroxide catabolic process; response to oxidative stress. Gene Ontology annotation, molecular function: heme binding; peroxidase activity.